Messenger RNA from Pyrus x bretschneideri (Chinese white pear), 831 nucleotides. RefSeq lists its product as uncharacterized. The coding region runs from base 92 to 547 and encodes 151 amino acids. The record is from RefSeq and is a predicted model, not a curated record. The transcript is spliced from 2 exons. Lineage: Eukaryota; Viridiplantae; Streptophyta; Magnoliopsida; Rosales; Rosaceae.
GCUAAACCCCUGUUCUAAUUCCAGUUUCCAGUCUGAGAAGACGAACUGACGGAAAAGGAGCGAUUGCGUCGUGAAUUCGUCGAAUCGGAAGAUGUGGUUCGCCGGCGGCGCGUUAAGGGGUUCUACUUCGACCGGAAGCGGUCUUAUUACAACCGCCGCGGCGUUUGUAAGGCAUUUCUCCCGGAGCCGCGCGGAGAAUCUGAGGAAAAUCAAUCCAAAAGUGAGCUUCCCUGAGGCUAAUUCUAUCGCUCGUGAUCUAUACGAUGUCGUCAAACAGCAUGGACCUCUCACCAUCCCCAAUACUUGGGUUCAGGCUAAGGAAUUGGGUGUCAAUGGAUUGAUGAGCAAAACACACAUGAAGAUAAUGCUUAAAUGGAUGAGGGGAAGGAAGAUGCUGAAGCUGUUCCCCAACCAAGUUGGUUCGACCAAAAAAUUCUUAUUAUGCACACUGCCUGAAGACGCUGAAGUUACUCAAUUUAGAGAAUCAUCAGCAGUAAGGCUGCAACAUAGGAAGCCUUCCAUUAAGCGGAAGAAGCAAAAGAAAUAGGUUUGUGACUCUGUCCAAGCCUUCACUUUCGGCCUGGAACCCUUGCUUAGUGUGUUCCAUCGCAAUUUCAGUUCUCCCUUUUGCUGUAUGAAUCAACUUUUCCCUUUCCUACUCAUGUUGCUAUCAGUGGCGUUUCACUAAUCUAUGGUCGUUUUGAAAAGACUAUUCUCUCAGUUUCAUUCUCUUUUCCGUUGGACUUGGUCAAGUAGUGAUUACAUUUGCUUGUAUAAUUUAGGUUGACAGAUUGGAUCAUUGAAAUAAUGUUGAUGGCGGUGUUGUUUUAA